This is a messenger RNA of Mercenaria mercenaria, 2442 nucleotides long. RefSeq lists its product as uncharacterized. NCBI's taxonomy places the organism in Eukaryota, Metazoa, Mollusca, Bivalvia, Venerida, Veneridae. The transcript has 3 exons. The annotation marks the transcript as partial. The record is from RefSeq and is a predicted model, not a curated record.
AAAACAGUUUGUAACGAUAACUUAAAUGACAAGAAUGAAGAAUGUCAAAAGGCAAAACCGAUAGAAGUUAUUGGUGACAACUUGGACAUCUGUAUUUCACCUGCAAAAAUGACUAUGGACAAACAAAGACACAGCUUACAUUGCUUUUUAACCAUGGUGAAACAAAGAAGGGUUACGUAUGAGGAUUUAAAUGUGCAAUCAGACACAUGCCAAACUCCAAUAUUGGACAUUUCUACACAUCAAUGGAUUCCUUCAAAACAACACAUGGAUUCAGUCACAGGUAACUUCAUAUUUCACAUAUCACAUACUCGUCUGAAGUAUGUAAAAUGUCUUGAACCUGUCAAAGAGUCAUACCAAAGUUAUAUCCCACAUAAAUGCAUAGACAUCACUAAAGAGAAGUCAGUUGUUUUGAACUGUGACCUAAUAGAUGCCAGUGAAAACUCAUCUCAAGGCAUGAUAGAAAUUUUACAAAAAGUACAUGAACUGACAGUUCCUCACACCCAGGAUACCGUGAUACAAAAAGUUGUUUUUGGAGGUGAUGUAUUGACCAAUGAGCGUGCCUUCUCUGCACAGGAGGCUAUGCAGAAUAAUAAAAGCCCUUACGCUAGUUUAUGUGGUAUAAUACACAGGCCUGAAGGGCUUCACAGACAGUUCAACUUCUUACAAGUUAUUUACCAGUUGUUUUACAAGGAGAAUAGUUCAAUGGACCGUGGUUCAUUAUACCAUUUACGCAGUUGGAUUAACCGCAGGGAUGUCAGUGGACCAAAAGAAGUAGUUCAAAAAUUUAGACCACAUCAGCAGUUCAUUGAUGAUGUUUUAGAUGCUUACUUAGUUGGAGUCUUUCUGGACAUGAUGGAUAUGGAAACUGUGACAUCAGAACCAAGAUCUCCACCUCUUUUGAAUUUAAUGAAUAAUGAACAGAAGGUGAAGUGGUUGAAUAGUGUAUCAAAGAACAUUCUUGCAAAUUUAAAUUUUAAUGAAUUCAUACAUAUAAAUCAGCUUCGUCAUGAUCUGGAAUGUCUGAAUGAUGAUGACAACCAAAUAGAGGCCAUGAAACAAGGAGAUAUUUACAAUUGUGCAUUAUGUAAUAAAACUUACACCUGUUUACCUUGGUUUAAAAAGCACCUUGUGAAAAAACAUCAGUGGAAAUUUCAUCAGGUAAACAGUGAAGUUGAUUCUUCAAAUGCAGUUAAGAAUUUCAUUUUUAUGGCCUUACUUUUUAGAGAUACAUGUGACUCCUACAAAAUGGGAGAUGGGGAAAGAAUAGUCAGAAAUGCUCAUUUUGAGUGGUUGUAUGACUCUGCAGUCAAACACUCAAAGUACAAGAUUUGGUUGUGGCGAAUGAUUUCAUAUGUUAUUUCAAUACUGGGGAUAAAGGAGAGUUUCGAGUAUAAAUGGAAUAUGACAGUCAACUUGAAAGGUGGGAUAUGCAAUAACAUUCCCAAUGACAACUGUGUAGAGUUACAGGUCGGUAAUAUCAAAAGGGAACUUAACACUCAAGGGGCAAAUAAAUCAUACGAAAGUGCAAAGAUGAUUUGUAUGACAACUCAGGUUGUUGAUGCCAUUCGAGAACAGUUGAUACGAACAACAAAGACUGCUAGAUCUAAGAGGGAUAGACCAGCAGUUGACAAAAGUAAAGACAUAAUAUGUAUGAUUCAGUGUCUUAGACAACAAGGAUAUGUGAAAGGUAUUACUUGGAAAAGUUUCAGUACAUAUAGAGAUCCCUUGCAAUGUGUUGAUGCAGAUGAACUUCACUCCUGUAUAAAUAAGCAGAAGAAAAUUGCAAACCUAUACUUGUAAAGCAUUUUAUUGCCAUUAAUUCACAUAACACCUGAUAAUGUAUAGUAGCUAAUUUCAGAUAAAUAAUAAGUGUUAAGACUGGCUUUAAAAUCCAAAAUCCAAUUACUGUUAUAGUUUUAAUUUAUAAUAUUAAAUGUAUCUGUUUCUGAAGGAUAAUAUACAUAUGCAAUAUUUUGUAUUUAAAUAAAUGUCUCUGUUGCUAAGCAAGGGAUCACUUCUUGUAGUGUAAAGAAACACACUUACUUUUGUAAGAAUUCUAGGUUCAAGUCCUAGCAAGAAGCCCUCUGCACAUUGACAUAACUUUAUGCACUUAAACAUCAUUAGUAUAUAAAUACAUAUGCAAAGCAGUUCUCUAGCCUGACUAAAAGAUGCAGUUUUAAAUUUUAAGAGCAAAAUGAGUAUUAUUUUUUUUUAUUUUCAUGCAUACAACUAUUCAUAUCAAUGAACAUUUUAUUUUCCAACUAAAUUUUCAUUUUUUUUAUCCCUGACAAUAUAUUAAUUGAAAAUAGGACCUCUUAACUUAUGCAGAAAAAUGGCCGAGAAACACUGCAAAGUCAUAAAUACUUGUGGGGGGCUAAUUUUCAUGGAUUUCAUAGUUGUGUUAUUAAUUUCUAACAUAAGUAUCAAUUAUGUUUAAUAAUG